CCGUGCCUGUGCGUCUGUGCGAGCAGAGAGCGGCGGCGGAGCGGAGAAGACGGAACGCUCGCGGCCUAAAUCACGCUCCCAAAUCUUUUUGAUUCCAACUAACCCAAUCAUCUAAUCGCACCUCCUACCGAACCCCUGCCAUGGCAUGCCACGUACGCGACCUGGCCACCCAAUCUGUGGCCUGUGGCCUGUGGCUGUGGGCAGUAAGACGACAGGCAUAAGUUUUGACUGUAUUGUAGUUGUAGCCUUGUAGGCUUGCCGGCUGCGGCUGCUCAGCUCUACGUUGUUCCGGAACCUUCUGCUUCGCCCGCCGUCACGCGACCGCGAGCACCACCGCUAGCAUAAACCGGCGACGAACCCAAAAGUCAGGCAUCACUGCGAGCCAAGUAUAGCAAGGCGCGGAAAGGCGUCGAGUGGAGUGGCUGCGGUGCCUGCCCGUCUAUCUUCGGGGAGCGUCUGGGGUUGCCGGCGGGGAGGCCAUGGACCGGGGUCGAAGCGAGAGCGGCCUGCGGUCGCACGGGUCCGGCAAGGUCUCCUCUCGGCCGGGGUCGGGGUCGCUUGCGUUCCCGGAGGAGCAACGGUGCAGGCACGACGAGUUUGGCGACCGCCGCAGCAUGACAGAUGCGACGGCUCCGCAAGGCGGCACGGCUGCGCCGACGUCAGCGCACAGCACCGCAGCCCGCACGAGAGAACCUGCCCUUGCACGGGAGCACCGCGCGAGGAUGGGCCUCGGACAAAUACUGUUCCCCACAACCACAAGACUGAACUGCACCAAAACGUGGAGCUCGGACACGGACUCUGGACUCGGACACGAACACGGACACCGAGUGGAACAGGAGCUCGGACCCGGACUCGGACACGAACACGGACACCGCGUGGAACAGGAGCUCGGACACGGACUCUGGACGCUUCAAUCCCGUGUGACUAGAUGUUAGAAUACCAAAACGUCGUUGGGGGACGGUUGAAGCUGAAGGGUAAAGCGCUGGACGUGAAAGAUGGUGGAGUAAAGAAAAAGAAGAAGUACCAGCAUGAGAAGUCGUCUCAGACUGAAUCUGAUAAGAAUAGAGAUGAAGAGAACCCACAUCUUGACUAUGACCAUCUCACACCAGCAGAGCGCCGAUACAUGAAACAGAAGCAGAAGAUCGACAUGCAGAAGAUAGCCAAAGUCGCCAACAAGUCACACAAGGACCGCAUGCAGGACUUCAACCAGUACCUAGCUAAGCUCAGCGACCACUACGACGUCCCUAAAGUUGGUCCUGGCUAACAUGGCCAAUCUAGCUGUGUUACGCACGAACAAUUGUAUGCUGUGUGGGUCUAUCUAGUUUUCUAUUAGCAUUUUAUAUAUCGUUUUACAGUUGUUGUAAAACGACUUGUUGCCACCAGCAAACAAUAUUUAUUUUCAAAGGCUUGUUCCAA
This is a messenger RNA of Zea mays, 1416 nucleotides long. RefSeq lists its product as uncharacterized. Bases 929 to 1264 code for a protein of 111 amino acids. The record is from RefSeq and is marked validated. Gene Ontology annotation, cellular component: nucleolus. The transcript has 2 exons. NCBI's taxonomy places the organism in Eukaryota, Viridiplantae, Streptophyta, Magnoliopsida, Poales, Poaceae.